AGCUUCUGCCUCUGUCUGUUGCAGCCUCUGGCCUGCAGGCAGCGGGACCCCCGGCAGGUUCAGGCAGAGGGGUUUCUGCUGGGGGGCUUUUUUGCAACCCCUCACAUUUGGAACCAGAGCCAGACAUUGGAGGCUGUUUUAAAAUCCGUUCUUCUGGCUCUGACUGGAGCUCAGACACGCCUCAGGCACGGUGUGACAGAUGUCUGUGGGUCCUUGAAUGCAUCACGGACGCAUUGUGAAAGCGGCACUGACGCACACGGACUGCACACUUUCACUUCCGCCGGCCUCCCGGCUGCUGUCGGGUUCCCAGAGGGACGGACGGGUUCUGGGGCCGUUCCUGUGGGGUCCGGUUGCUGUGAGAUGAGGCCGGGGGUCAGCUGCAGGCGUCCGCGGGCAGGAGGGGACCAGCUGUCCGGGCUCCGGGUCCGGGUCUCUCUCAGCGCGGGGACCCUGGCUCAGAUGGAGGACAGCACACAGUCCUGGUUGGACGUCCUCACCUACCACAGAGAGCUGCUGGUGUCCAGGCUCAGGAGCAUCCAGUGCCUCCUGGACAACCUGCAGGCCAGUGGCUUCUUUUGUGAGGAGGAUGUUGAGAUUGUUCAGCGGAUGGUCACCAAGGCAGAUCAGGUGCGCAAAAUCCUGGAGCUGGUCCAGUUUAAAGGGGAGGAGGUCUGUGGAUAUUUCCUUUUCAUCAUUUCUAAAGUAUGUGACGCAUAUGUGGACCUCCAGCCAUGGCUGGAGGAGAUCAACUUCAGCCCAAGCCCUGACGUAGCGCAGAUAAGGGUGGUUAACACAGACCCCAUCAGCAGGUACUGUGAGAGGCUGCGGCAGGAGAUGAGCCGGGACACCAGCUUCAUCAUGUCCUACGGGCAGCAGGACGAGACCCGGCUGGAGGACCUGUACACCGACACGGUGAUGGAGCUGCUGGGCGACCGCGGGGAAAGCCUGGGCUUCCUCCAGAGUCUGGACCAGCUCCUGCUGGACCAGGCCGUUUUCAACCCUCAGGGGGAAAUCACCUACGUGACGGGGGACGCUGGGGUGGGGAAGUCCAUCCUCCUGCAGAAGCUGCAGAACCUCUGGUCCAAAAGGGAGCUGCAGACAGAUGCCAUCUUCUUCUUCAAGUUCCGCUGUCGAAUGUUCAGUGUUUUCAAAGACAACGAGCAGAUCUCCCUUCGAGACCUCCUGUUCAAGUACAACUGCUACCCGGAUCACGACCCGGAUAACGAAGUCUUUGACUACAUCAAGCGCUUCCCAGAAAAGGUUGUGUUCACCUUCGAUGGCUACGAUGAGAUUCAGGAGGACCCGGAGCUGAUGAACGUGCCUGAAGUGGUGUCACCAGAGGACGGGGCGCACCCCCUCCAGCUGCUCAUCGGCCUGCUGUGUGGGAAGCUCCUGAAGGGCUCCAAGAAGGUGCUGACCGCGCGGACAGGGACGGAGAUGCAGACCAAAGUGAUCAGGAAGAAGGUGGCUUUGCGUGGCUUCUCCUUGGAGCACCUCAAAGCCUACACUAAACUGCACUUUAAGGAGCAGGAACAUCAGGAGCUGGUGUCGGUGCAGCUGGACGCCAGCCCCCACCUCAGCGGCCUCUGCUCCACGCCGCUCUUCUGCUGGAUUGUCUUCAAGAGCUUCAGGCACCUGCACACAAUGCACGACAGCUUCCACCUGCCUGAGAGCUGCGUCACACUGACUGACAUCUUCCUCCUGCUCUCGGAGGUCUUCCUCAGCCGCUCGGCCUCACCGGCCCCGUCUCUGCUGAAGAAAAGCUCCCGCUGCACAGCGGAGACCUUCAGGGCGGGCCUCAGGCCCCUGGCUGCCUUCUCUAAGCUGGCCCUUCACAGUCUGGAGGGAGGCAGCUUCAUCUGUGAUCAGGACCAGGUCAGUGAGUGCGGGCUGACGGCGGAGGACCUGGCCCUGGGCUUCCUGCGGCCGGCCGGGGGCUGUGAUCCCGGCCAGGGCCCCGCCGCAUUCGAGUUCAUCCACGUCACCCUCCAGUCUUUCCUGGCUGCGUUUGCUCUUGUGCUGGAUGAGCAGUCUGCUGCAGGCUCCAUCCUUAAGUUUUUCACCAAGUGCAGCAAGAGAACAGAAUCAUCCUGUCUGUCUUUAGCUGCCUGCAUCCGCUCUGUGAAACCCAGAGAGACGCAGCCGUUUGCAGCAAACGACCACCUUCAGUUCACCAACCUGUUCUUGUGUGGACUCUUGUCAAAAAGUAAGAUGGGGCUGAUGGGGCAGCUGGUUCCUCCCGCUUUAGUAAAGAAAAAGCAGGCUUUGUUAAAGUCUUACCUGUCCACUAGUGUCAAGUCCCAUCUGCAAGGCCUACCCCACUGCACUGUUGAGGAGGGCAGGAAGGUGCACGUGCUGCCCGCCUUUCUCUGGAUCCUGAGGUGCGUCUUUGAGACGGGCAGCAAAGACAUAGCUAAGAUGACAGCCAAAGGCAUCACAGCCGGCUUCAUCAAGCUGGGCCACUGCAACGUCUACUCAGGAGACUGCACGGCGCUGAACUUUGUGCUGCAGCACCGUCAGAAGCUCCUGGGUCUGGACAUGGACAACAACAACAUCAGCGACUUCGGUGUGAAGCAGCUCAGGCCGUCCUUCUGCAAGAUGACAGUGGUGAGGUUGUGUGUCAACCAGCUGACAGACAGCAGCAUGGAGGUUCUGGCAGAGGAGCUGUGCAGACACAGAAUUGUAGAGGUUUUAGGGCUUUACAACAAUCACAUCACGGACAUCGGGGCUAAGCUUGUUGCUCGGAUAAUUGAGGAAUGCCCCAAGCUGGCAGUUGUCAAGAUUGGUAAAAACAGGAUCACCAGCAUUGGUGGGAGAUAUUUGGCCCGUGCGAUUCAGAAGAGCUCUUCAAUAUUUGAUGUGGGGAUGUGGGGCAACAGCAUUGGUGAUGAGGGAGCCGAGGCUUUUGCUGAAGCUCUGCGGAACCACUCCAGGCUUACCAACCUCAGCCUGUCAGCCAAUGGCAUCACAUCAAGAGGAGGGAGGUGUUUGGCAGAAGCUCUGAAAGAGAACAGUGUCCUCAGGAUAUUCUGGUUGGUGCACAAUGAGCUGAGCGAUGAGGCUGCUCCACAUUUGGCCGAACUGAUCCGAGCCGACACUGGUCUGAGCCACCUCUGGUUAAACGACAACAGGUUCUCUGCAGAUGGGUUCCAGCAUUUCAAAGAGGCUCUGACUCACAACACAAAGCUUAAAGAGAUAUGCGUUGGAGGAAACCAGCUCUCCAAAGAGGAAGAGACACGGUUUGAGUCAGAGAAACGUCUGCGCUUCCACUGACGCCCGCCUCACAUCUGAGUCUGUGGCCCCGCCCACCACCGACAGGCUCC
Molecule: messenger RNA, 3323 nt
Organism: Menidia menidia (Atlantic silverside)
Lineage: Eukaryota; Metazoa; Chordata; Actinopteri; Atheriniformes; Atherinopsidae
Source: the annotation of a GenBank genome assembly